GGAGGGCUCCAAAAUAUAGAGUUUGCAUCGUGAACUCCCACCUCUGUAAAGCCCAGGACUCCAGUCCUCGCACCCCUCUGUCUCCCAGAGAUCCCCAGGGGUCCAGAAAUACCACCUCACUACCUUCCAAGCUUCCCAAGGAUCCGGAGACUUCUUAUCUCGCAGCACAAACCUCAGGCAACUACAGGUCCUCCCUGCACCUCUGAGUUGCCCCUCCCCCCACUCAAGGUUCGAGAAAAAUCCAUGCCCUCCAAAACCCCAGAAUCUGACUUACUUUCCCGAGGCACCCCCAGGACCCCAGGGUCAUCAGUUCACAGGACUCUUAAUGCUCCCAUAAAACUAUAGUCUCCCAGAGGAACCCCAGUCCCCACCCCCCUGCCCACGAAACCCUCCAUUCCUCGAAUCGGCCCCAGGGCCCCAACCCCCGCAAGCCCCCAUUUCACAACACACUCGCGCUGCAGGCGCGUGACUUCCCCCUGCUUUGGGGCGGGGGCUAAGACUCCUGUGUGCUCCGGAUUGGUCAGGCACGGCCUUCGGCCCCGCCUCCUGCCACCGCAGAUUGGUCGAUAGCCCGCUCCGAGCGCCCCGCCUCCGAGGGCCAGCGCACUAUAAAAGAACCGCCCUAGCCACGUCCCCUCGCAGUUCGGCGGUCCCGCGGGUCUGUCUCUUGCUUCAACAGUGUUUGGACGGAACAGAUCCGGGGACUCUCUCUUUCAGCCUCCGACCGCCCUCCGAUUUCCUCUCCACUUGCAACCUCCGGGACCAUCUUCUCGGCCAUCUCCUGCUUCUGGGACCUGCCAGCACCGUUUUUGUGGUUAGCUCCGUCUUGCCGACCAACCAUGAGCUCCCAGAUUCGUCAGAAUUAUUCCACCGACGUGGAGGCAGCCGUCAACAGCCUGGUCAAUAUGUACCUGCAGGCCUCCUACACCUACCUCUCUCUGGGCUUCUAUUUCGACCGCGAUGAUGUGGCUUUGAAAGGCGUGAGCCACUUCUUCCGCGAAUUGGCCGAGGAGAAGCGCGAGGGCUACGAGCGUCUCCUGAAGAUGCAAAACCAGCGUGGCGGCCGCGCUCUUUUUCAGGACGUCAAGGUAACUAGUCCAGCUGAAGAUGAGUGGGGUAAAACCCCGGAUGCCAUGAAAGCCGCCAUGGCCCUGGAGAAAAAACUGAAUCAGGCCCUUUUGGAUCUUCAUGCCCUGGGUUCUGCCCACACGGAUCCCCAUCUCUGUGACUUCCUGGAGACUCACUUCCUAGAUGAGGAAGUGAAGCUCAUCAAAAAGAUGGGUGACCACCUGACCAACCUCAACAGGCUGGCCGGCCCGGAGGCUGGGCUGGGCGAGUAUCUCUUCGAAAGGCUCACUCUCAAGCACGACUAAGAGCCUUCUGAGCCCAGCGACUUCUGAAGGGCCCCUUGCAAAAUAAUAGGGCUUCUGCCUAAGCCUCUCCCUCCAGCCACUAGGCAGCUUUCUUAACGACCCUAACAAGCCUUGGACCAAAUGGAAAUAAAGCUUUUUGAUGCA
Mandrillus leucophaeus (drill) is the source of this 1517-nucleotide messenger RNA. RefSeq names its product ferritin, light polypeptide (gene FTL). The record is from RefSeq and is a predicted model, not a curated record. Gene Ontology annotation, biological process: iron ion transport; intracellular iron ion homeostasis. The coding region runs from base 840 to 1373 and encodes 177 amino acids. Gene Ontology annotation, molecular function: ferric iron binding; ferrous iron binding. The transcript is spliced from 4 exons. Lineage: Eukaryota; Metazoa; Chordata; Mammalia; Primates; Cercopithecidae. Gene Ontology annotation, cellular component: cytoplasm.